Molecule: messenger RNA, 6129 nt
Organism: Leptidea sinapis
Lineage: Eukaryota; Metazoa; Arthropoda; Insecta; Lepidoptera; Pieridae
Product: ELAV-like protein 1
Exons: 1
Coding region: 355-1437 (360 amino acids)
Cellular component (GO): ribonucleoprotein complex
Molecular function (GO): RNA binding
Source: RefSeq, a predicted model, not a curated record
GAAAUGAAUUUGCGAGAAUAGGUCGCAGGUCGCAUAGAUUUUUUGGUUGAGUUUAUUAUAACUUUGCGUUUACUGAUUAUGGUCUAAUAAAGUUACGUUCUUUUAUAUUUCUGCUUACAUUUUGAUUAGAAAGACUAGGUAAAGCAUACCCGUAAACACGAUAAGUCUAUGUACGAUUGGUCAGCACUCAGCAUCUUAUCGAUUUUCUUUACUUGCUUAGGCUCUAGCCAACGCGAACCGAACUUAUUCUCUCGAACGAUAAAUCUGUGAAUUAAAUCGAAUAUACUGUGUGAAAGGUGUACGCUAUUCAACUUGUGCUAUUUAAUCUAAUUUUGUGUAAAAAUUCACGUAAAAAUGAUGGCCAAUGCAAUGGACACAGUAAACUCCAAUCAGCCUACGCAAAAUGGAAGUAAAUUACAGCCUUGCCAUAAUGAGUCCAAGACGAAUUUGAUAGUUAACUAUUUGCCACAAACUAUGACGCAGGAAGAGAUAAGGUCUUUAUUUUCAAGUGUGGGUGAAGUAGAAAGCUGCAAGCUAAUAAGAGAUAAAGUGACCGUGUUUCCGGAUCAUAUUCUUAAUGGUCAGAGUUUAGGCUAUGCUUUUGUUAAUUAUCACAAAGCUGAAGAUGCUGAGAAAGCUGUGAAUACACUAAAUGGUCUUCGUUUGCAAAAUAAGAUAAUAAAGGUGUCUUAUGCCCGUCCCAGUUCAGAUGCAAUCAAAGGAGCUAACUUGUAUGUGUCAGGCCUCCCUAAACAUAUGACUCAACAAGAGCUAGAGAAACUCUUCAGUCCAUUCGGCUCAAUUAUCAGCUCACGCAUACUUCAUGAGAAUGUCAAUGUCAGUCACUUGAUGCAAGGUGGACUUGAUGAGCAGACGCUGCAAGGGCCUUCCAGAGGAGUGGCUUUCAUUCGCUACGAUCAGAGGUGUGAAGCUGAGGCGGCUAUUCGUGAACUCAAUGGAACUGUGCCACCAGGUGGGAGUGGGCCGAUGACGGUUAAAUGUGCCAAUAAUCCCAGCAAUCAGAACAAAGCUCUUGCUCCUUUGGCUGCAUAUUUGGCUCCUACAUCGGCUCGACGAUUCAUUGGACCUGCUGGUAAGGCCUUGCUUGCUAUUAAUAAAGGUUUGCAGAGAUACUCACCUUUAGCUGAUCCUCUUAUACAAGGUAAUGCGCUUGGUGGUUCUGGAUGGUGCAUCUUUGUUUACAACAUCGGGGCUGACACUGAAGAGAGUGUAUUAUGGCAGCUGUUUGGUCCGUUUGGGGCUGUUCAGAGUGUUAAAAUAAUCAGAGAUCCAGCAACUAACAAAUGUAAAGGCUAUGGUUUUGUCACCAUGACAAACUAUGAUGAAGCAGUUGUCGCCAUUCAGUCAUUGAACGGCUAUUCACUGAAUGGUCAAGUGCUGCAGGUCAGCUUCAAAACCAAUAAGAGUAAAUCAUAAGUGUCUGAUAACCUAGUCAAUAAAUUGUAGCUAAUGCAAAAAUGUUGAUUGCACCUGUCAUGGUUUGUAAUCAGAAAUUUUAGUAUUUAUAUUUAGUAAUGAUACAAAUCAUGACAAGACAGUUUUGUAUCAGUGUUCAGGCAGUACAAAUUACUUGUUGCAAGUAUUACAUCCUGACUAACCCAUUUAACAUUUGUAUCCAACUUAAAACUAUUUUGUACCGAAUGCUCAUUGGAGGCAUGAUUAAUGUGAAACAUUUCUAAUGUCUUACAAGAUUUUUUAUUUAGCAAUAGUUUUUCUAAGUGAAAAAAAUUAGGCAAAUAUGGCUUACACUAGCAAAAAGCUGUCAAAAAAAUAUAAAAUGAAUCAAUUUGUUUUUCAAAUUGCUUUCCUAUUUGUUGUUACUUCAAUGAGCAAAAUUAUAGCACGGAUGUUGAUAUUUAUAAUCAAAAUGAAUCAAUAACUGAUGUUAUUAAAUCGUUUGAUUGAUGUGAAUUAAUUUAAAAAAUUUAUGAUUUUAAAAUCACAUUCUUAUAUUUUGUUCUUAGGAAACAGACACGGACAUACAAUUUAUAUUUUAAAAUAAGACAGAUCUUUUAUGAAAAUUUCCAAUGUAAGCAAUAUUAUAAUAUUUUACUAUUUUAACAAAGGUUAAUAAUUGACAGUGCAAUAUAAAUUUUUACUGUAAUUGAUACAGAAAACAAAUUAUAAAACCUAUAAUGUAUAUUACAAAAGUGUGCAAUUAUAAAUUUAUUUAUGAAAAUCCUGCUAUUUAUGUAUAUUAUUUUUACCUUUAAGAUAUAAUAUAUCUAAAACGAUACACACAUAUACAUAAUAUACCUACCUACACUCAACCAAAGAUAGUCUUGCUAGAUAAUUAGCAAAAUAUCUUCCAUGUAAUUUUUCUCUAUAUGUAAUAGGUAUUGUCCUAUUUAUAAGUAUUCACAUUAAUUAUUUUUAAUAGUAAGAUACAGGGUUGGCCUGCAUUUUUCAUGAAUUAUGGUGGCUUGAUAGUGGCAUUUUGUGGGUUAAAAAGGGUGGCUAAUCUCUUGCCAUGGCUUUCUAAAACUCAUACAAGAGCAACAACAAUGAGUGGUCCAUUGAGACUUGUCUUAAUAUCUCUUUCUAGAACAAAAGGAAACUUUGAUUGCUACCUUAAAGACCUGAAAGUAUCAAAUCAUGGUUUUGUAAUUAAAUAACAUGAUGAGGUUGAUAUGACGUUAUUCCAAUCAUAUAUCUUGUAUUAGUUUUUCUCAUUAAGACCACAGUAAAGUUGGCCAACCAUGGUAUUAAUUUAGUAGUAAAAUAUCAGGAACUAAGUGACUGUUGCACAAAAUCUUAAGUAAACAAUUAAAAAAAUCAUUGUGUUUAUGUGAAAUUUUUUGUAGUUUAUAUUCAUUUCCUUUUACUCAAACUUGACUAAUUCAAAAAAGUGAAUCUUAAAUCCAUGACAAAUUAUAAUACUUGAGAGUAUAUUGAUUUAAAAAUUAUGAAACAUAUUAAAAAUUAAAUCAAAACUCAACUUCUUAUACAUAUUUGGAAACUAAUUACAUAACUUCAAUCAAAAAAAAUGUAAUAAGAUUUAACAAAUUGAUCGACAUUGUAACAAAAGAUGGUUACAAACCUGUUACAAGUAUCCAUAUGACAUUGUAUCUUUUAAUUUGUUUAUUUAAUCACUAUUUAUUAUUAUUAAUAAUAGGUAAUCUAUAACUAAUAAUUUAUUAUUGUAGGCUAUAGAUAUUAGUUUUCUUUUCAUAAGACUUUAUGUACUUAGUGUAAGAUUGAAAUUAGUUCUUUAUAAUCUCGAUAAUUCAAUAUAAAUUUGUGACUAUUUAACCAAUUUUAUACAUAUAAUAUGUUUGUAGUUUCUUCCGCUAUGUAGUUAAAUUUUAUAGAACAAUGUGAAUGCAUAUCAUAAUGUAAACAAGCUAGUAUUUAAAAACCAAUUCAUUAUGGCAAAACAUUUUAAGUACAUCUCAUCUACUUAAGUACUUACGUAAGCAGAAGUGCUACAUGGUAACUGAUAAUAAUUAAAUCAAUAUAUCAAAGAACAUAAUUAUUGUUGUAUAAAUUUGAAGCAACAAUAAUUGUUUAUUGUAACUUAAAAUGAUAAAUAUAAAAGCUGAAAUAUGUUCAAAACCGAUUUAUAAUUGCGACAACUGAUUUUACCAAGUAAUUGUACUUAUACUUUUGACAUUGCCAGUUUAAAUCAGUUAAUGUAUUUGUACACAGCAGCAUUUGCAGAUUAUCCUAGUAAUAAUAAUAGGCUGAGACUAUUCUAGUUAUAUAAGUACUCUCUCGACUCUCCAUAGCAAUAGACAUUUUUGGUUUAUAAAUACUAGUGUACAAAUGAUAUUCAGUGUUCAUUUCUUGAUAUCACAAUGGGGGCUUGUACAAUGCAUUUGAUAAGUAAGGUUAAUUUCUAAAGUUAAGGAUAAAUUUGUUAAGGUUUAUUUAUUGAAAGUACUUAUAACUACACGGAACUAGUCACAUAAUAAUUUGCCCAAUGUUAAGUCUUUAAGUACCUACUUAUGCUUAAGUAUUUAUAAAAUUCUGUGUUCUAUAAUUUAAAUGUAGUAUAGGGUUUUCGUUUAAUGUUGGUGUGGUGUUUGUUUUUGUAGUUUAAUUGAAAAUAUAUGUGAAAUAGUAAGAAAUGAUGUGUAUUUACUAGUCACAGGUGUAUUAUGGAGGCACAAAGAGACUAAACUCAGAGUUGGUGUGUUUGGAAUUAAGCUCUUCUACAAAUAUGUGCUCGCUACAUUAUAUAGUCUGGCAACUGGCACAAAUUGCUCACUGCAUAAUGAAAAAUACAAAUAAUUACUUGAAUUGAUUCAUAAGUAAACACAUUAUAAACAAUUUCUCCAUACUUUGUAUGUGCUCCAUAUUCUAAUGUCUAUGAUAAAAUGGUAAUAAGUUAUUUCUCGCUGAUGUAAAGUAUGUAUUGCAACUUUGAAUAAUCACAGACAUGUUUUAAUUAACUGCUAUGUUUGACUUUACCACACUUAAAUAGAUAAAUAAAUAGCAGGGUAAUUAAAGAAUUUGCUAAUACUAACUGAUAGCAUAAGGAUGGACUUAUAAUAUUGCAAUGCUCAUCUCAGUUCAAACAAAACUUAAUUUUUUCUUGAAAUCUUCAAAAUAUGUAAUCAAUCACUAAUAAUAUUAGAUUUAAACAGAUUUUAAAGGAAAUAGCAUUUCAAUGAAGUUCCUAGGGGUUUGGUUAAGAGGACUACUAUAAAGCUAAAGCUAGAUUUUCUAAAGAGUUGCUGAAAUAUACUAAAAUAUUACAAGGAAAUAGAUAUAACAUUGAGAAUUUAUUUGAAAUAUAACCACUUAUUACAUUAAAUAAUGAAACAGCUACUUUUCAUUCACAGUGUAUCUAUCAUAAUAUCUUUCAUUAGAGGUAUUUUGCACCAAUUUGGAAUCCCUAUGACAUCUUUUGUUUACUAACAAAAAGAAAAACUUAAAAAAUCUUAAAGCAGUGAUGCCUUGAUAAUAUACACAAAAGCUGAAUCAAUUUCUAGAUUAACAUGACAAAAUAAUUCUGUUUGAUACCAUUGUGGUACCCAAAAAAAUACAGUUUGUGUUUAAAAUAGGACUUAGAGCAUUCUUAAAAAAUGGAGGCUGAAAUGAAUCUUUUUACCUAAUAACUAAUUUAUUUUAUUGUAUAUAUAAAAGAAAAGGUUGCGUGGUUUACGAUUGCGAACAUUAUAUUCUAUAUAAAUAUGUGAAAGUAAUGAUUGUUUUCAUAUAUCGCAAAUAGUAGAAAUCUGAUUGAUUUAACACUUAUUUUAUUAUAUACAUGUAUAUGCUGUAAGUCUUAAACUGGGUGUUCAAAUUUAAUUAUGAAUCCAGAAAUUAUGAGUAAAAUUAGGUUUUAAAUAACUGUCUGCAUUAUUGUCCACUAUCUCAAAAUUAAUUCCUCAGUAAUGUAUAUUAUUGAAAGGCAAAUUACACUUAAAGAUAUUCAAGUAAUGGUUGUUUGCAGUAGUACUACAUCACUGUUUUUUCCCUUUUAAAUGUAUGCCUAUACAUAGUAGCUACAGAACCUUCUGCUACACAUCUGUCCAAUAUUGUGCUAUUUAUUGUGUUUAGUGUUGUUACAACUUUAUUUAUUAUCUAUUCACAGUGACUCUGUAUAUUACCAGACAUGCUUGAGAUUUCUCCCAACGUUUCGGACAUAACAUGGCUUUUGCGAUUUAAUAUAUUAUAAUUGGUUGUCUGAAUUCACGACUAAUACCAUAUGCUCUCUUUUAUGUAAAUGCAAAGACGUAAGGUAGAUAAUUUUAUCGUACGUUCGUUUGAACGGAGUUUGAAACAAAGAAACUAAAAACUCGAAACACGUACUAAAAUUUUACUUGUAAUCUCAUUUUUAUAUGAUAGUUAAUCAAUAUAUUAUUAUUGAGCUCUCGUUUUAUCGAUCUUAGAUGAAGUGGACUGUAUAUGAUCGAAAUGUCUAAUAAUAUACAAUACUCAUUGGCUAUUUUACGUCUUUCAUAAAAAUCUCUCUGGGCAAGUUGGGUAUUGUAAGGUUUGGCCUAGGUUAGAUAAUAGGUAUAAGAUAUAGUACAAAAUAUAAUUAAUAUUUUGGAUGUAAUUGGCUUAUUUAAUAUUGAAUUGUCAACGAAAUGUAAUCCGAUGUAGUUAAUAUUCAUAUAGACAUUAAAUAUCAACAUUAGCAAUAAUGUAUUUAAA